Python bivittatus (Burmese python) is the source of this 2191-nucleotide messenger RNA. The record is from RefSeq and is a predicted model, not a curated record. NCBI's taxonomy places the organism in Eukaryota, Metazoa, Chordata, Lepidosauria, Squamata, Pythonidae.
UCCUAGGAUGGCCCACCUGGCAGAGCCGUUGUGAGUGUUUUGUAUGGGCCAUCUUAGAGCAAUAAAGAAAAGUUUUGGUUCCCACGUUGUUGCCGCGACUGAAUGUUGAUCCAACUUAUCUUAUUCCUGUUUAAAGGCACUUAUAUUGUAAUCCAAAUUCUCCGGGUAAACCUUUUAUUCUGAACAAACAACCAACCCACUUUAGCCAGUUAUCAUUCCGUGGUAUUAUGAUUGCUGCUAUUGUGAUAAGAGUUAAAAUGGCACACCGAUCGAAGGAACGGCUUUCUCAAAUGCGUGGCUUUAAUCCCCCCCCUUCUUUUUCUCGCGACCGAGAGCUGGAGCGGAAGAUGCCAACGCAGCCUUUCCAGGCCCUGAGCCUGGUAACCGAGGCCUCAGGUCUGAAGGCGAGGGCCCCACCUGCUCUGCUUGCCUCUUUCUGGAUAUUAUGCGCAGGAAACCGAUCAUAAUUCUGCUCAGCUUCCCACUCCCCGGGCUUUCAAGAGGGCUGCAGAAAGCACAACGGACGGCAUCUCGGAGGAGGAGACCUGUGAGAAGCUGAAGGGCCUGAUCCAGCGCCAAGUGCAGAUGUGCAAGAGGAACCUGGAAGUCAUGGACUCGGUGCGCCGAGGGGCGCAGCUGGCGAUCGAGGAGUGCCAGUUCCAGUUCCGCAACCGCCGAUGGAACUGCUCCACUCUCGAGAGCCUGCCGGUUUUCGGCAAGGUGGUCACGCAAGGCACGCGAGAAGCUGCCUUCGUGUAUGCGAUCUCCUCUGCCGGCGUUGCCUUUGCCGUGACAAGGGCUUGCAGCAGUGGAGAACUGGAGAAAUGUGGCUGCGAUCACACGGUCCAUGGCGUCAGCCCUCAGGGCUUCCAAUGGUCCGGCUGUUCUGACAACAUCGCUUAUGGGGUAGCUUUCUCACAGUCAUUCGUUGACGUGAGAGAGAGAAGCAAAGGGGCCUCGUCUAGCCGAGCCCUCAUGAACCUCCAUAAUAACGAAGCUGGAAGAAAGGCCAUUCUGAACCACAUGCGGGUGGAGUGCAAGUGCCAUGGAGUGUCAGGCUCCUGCGAGGUCAAGACUUGCUGGAAAGCCAUGCCUCCUUUCCGCAAAGUGGGCAAUGUGCUGAAGGAGAAGUUUGAUGGAGCCACAGAGGUCGAGCAGCGGAAGAUUGGCUCCACCAAGGUGCUGGUCCCCAAGAAUUCCCAGUUCAAGCCACACACAGACGAGGAUCUGGUGUACCUGGACUCCAGCCCCGAUUUCUGUGACCAUGACUUAAAGAACGGCGUCCUUGGCACCAACGGGAGGCACUGCAACAAGACCUCCAAGGCCAUUGACGGCUGUGAGCUGAUGUGCUGCGGUCGCGGCUUCCACACGGACGAGGUGGAGGUGGUGGAGAGGUGCAGCUGCAAGUUCCACUGGUGCUGCUUUGUCAAGUGUAAACAGUGCCACCGGGUGGUGGAAAUGCACACAUGUCGGUGACAUGGGGAAAGCGAGCCAAGAGACCUCGUGGGACGGGGUCUUGGGAUCCCCAACAGAAAAUUGUCGCAAAGAGGGAACAGAUCUUUUUUUAAAAAAAAGAAAGAAGAAAAAUAUUUAAAGUUCCAAUAAUGAUUGUAAUUUGGGGGAGAGGGGAAGAUCAUUGUUACCACAUAGAAUCUUUGUUCCUUAUUGUCCAAAUCAGAACCUGUUUUCUCUUCAGGAUGGCAGACAUUCAGCUGGGGAAGAGGCGGACUUCAUCUGUAGGCUUCCAAAAAGCAGGGGAGGGUGCAUUGGGCACCAAAAUGCCCCUUCUCGCUGUUUGGAGCAAGCACUGACUACCGAAAGAAGGGGCUGUGAAAAAGAAUGAUUUAAACUCAUUUGCACGUGACACAUCACAAGUUUAGAAAAUGGGAAGCAGAGAGGAUGACCCAGAUGACAACUCAGUCACUUUUCCAGAGCCCUCAGCACACCACAAACAGGUCUUAUAGGGCUAUUCUCUCUGAAUUUCUAUGCAGAAUGGGGGCAACGUAACUACAUCACAAAAUCUCUAGAGGUGCAGACCUGGCUUCGUCUUAUUUCCCAGAAACUGUUUCUAACAACAAGGGAUUUAAUCGAGUAAUUCUGGAUGUAGAAUCCCAGCAUCUUCUUUGGUAGUACAGGUAGUCCUCAUUUAGCGACCACAACGGGACAAGCAACUCGGUCAUUAAGCAAAGCG